AGUUUUGUCGAAUCGUCGUUGAGUGUUGGUGAACGUGUCGCGUGUACGCGUCGUUUGCGUGAAUUUACUAAAAUAAAGUUUGAUGUAUAUUAAUAAAAAUAUAAGUAGUGCGUAGAAAAAUAUGAAAAGUAACCAAACUGCGACAUACCGGGCUGUAUGCACUCGAAUUCAAACAUAUAUACGCUAAUGUAUGUGCGAAUAUCUGGCAAAACGUUUGUAUAAAUAAAUUUCGUAACAUAGACGUAAAUAGUUCUCGGUCUUUCGCGAAGUCGUACUUGACAAGUUUUCACAUUGUACCAAAUCAGCCCAGAGUUACAUUUUGGUUUAUUUUGUGAAACUGUUGUUGAAAAAUUAUAAAGUUGUUUCGAGUUGAUAACAGCGAAAACGAAAAGCAAGCAGUUUCAUUUGUGAAAGCAUUUGGGAUCGCUAGAACAAAGGAAGGAAUACACAAAGCAUAGUUUAGAAUAUAAAUAAAAAUCAGCAAAGCGUUUACAAAAAAUUGUCAAACAAGGUUUUAAAGUAAAAAUAAAAGCAGUGACGGUCUAAUUGCAAAUGAUUAUUUGCAUAGCAUAAUCCGACAUAAUGCAACUUAUGGGUUAAGCUAGUGCAGCACUGGGGGAAUCAAAUUGUGCACGGGCCAACACCAAUGUUUGUCCUUCGGCUUUGGUUUCAAUAUAGUGUUAAAGAAGUAAACAAAAAAUAAAUAAUAAUAAUAAUGUUGUAAAUACAUAAAAAUAUGUAUAUGCAUACAUACUAAUAUUGAGCUAUUAGUAGUAAUCCAGAAAAUGUAUCUUAACGCAAAACCAUUUAUCUUAUAGAUUAAAACGACAUCAGAGAAGUUUUUAAAGUUUUUUAAUUUUAAGUUAAAAUCAGAUUUAAAUAACAAAGAAAAUGAAUAAAUAACGAAGUAAAAUUAUUUAAAAAAAUAUAAAUAAAAGUUUCAACAUCAGCAACGUUGAAAUUUCCAACAAACGAGUUGAAAAAAAACAUCAACGGAGUUCAAAAUUAAAAAAAAAAAGUCACAAAAAAUAACCUAGCAAAUAUAUGAAAAAAAAGAAUUGCCGAUAGCACUGAAAAAUAAAUAAACGUAAAGAAUACGAAUGACGCGUGAAACUGUUGCUGCAGCAACGUUAACAAUCGACGACCAUACAACGACAGCUGACAACAACACAUGUGCGAGUAGAGUAGCCAUAGCACCAGCAACGAUUGCACCUUUGGCACCGAGUGUGAAGCGUGCAAAUCACAGUAGAGGACAUUUGUCGAAAUUUAAUUCGACAACGGCAACAACAUCCAAUUGUUAUAACUCAUACAACCGCGAUAAGACUCGCUCGACCACACUUUUGAAAUCAAUAACGACGAAGCGACGCGGCGGCGAUUUUAUUGUAUUGCAUUAAGUUUGCAAAUAAUUUUUGCAUUGCAUCGGUUAGCGAAUACAAAUGAAAACGUCGCUUGUGAACGCGUUCAAUUUCGACUACUCCAGUCGCCCCGUGUACGAGGGCGAACAACGGCACGUACUUCAAUACGAGCAGCAACAGCUGCAACAGGACCAACUGCAGGCCGAACAAGACGAGCCUCAGCAGCAACAAGAACAGACACAACAACAUCAACGCCAUCAUCAAACGCCGCAUACGAAUCAUCAAGUACAACAACAACAAAAACAACAGACUCGUCAACAGCUUCAGCGAUAUCACGAGAAGCAGUCCGAACCAGAGCAGCAAGAAGAAAAUUCUGCCGCAACCACUUCGACAAUUGUCUACCCAUUCGCAGCGCAUAUAAAGCACUCGCCGUGCGAUUUUGAGGACGCUGAACAACAAAAUCAACAGCAAAAACAUCGGCACAACCGUGCAGGUACAGUCAUCGCUGAAACUAUAGCAGAUAGUAGCGACGACGAUAUAAGCGGUGAUAAUAAUUUGGCGCAGAGUGUAAUUUAUAUUGACGAUAGCGAUCAACCGCUGGAGCAGAGGCAACCGCUGAAAGAGACCAACGGUGAUAACUGUGUCAUCACCAGCAGCAACAGCAACAACAACCACAACAAUAAUAAUAAUAAUAGUAAACUUGCCAUUAAUAACGAGAUAAGUGUAGUUACAUCGACGAGGAGGCAGCAAUCGUCCGCUAUACGCUAUCCCUCCUCCUCCGCUUCGAGCAAAUACCAUCAGACUAAUCAGCAGCAGCAGAGGCAGUCGUUGCAGCAGAAAAUAUCGAGCAAACGCAAGCGUGAAACAGAGUGCAAUUGCGGCUGCGUUGAUUCAUAUACAUCGUUGUCCUCAUACAACGGUUCUGGCGCCGCCUCCAUCUGCUUAAGCAAUAGCAACGAAGCUGUCGGAGUUGGUGUUAUAAGCAGCACGACCGCAGUAGCAGCAACAACUGCUUCAGCGCAAACGGCAUCCAGUAACUCGGAAACGCUGGCAGCGGUAGCGACAACGACGGCGACCAACAGCCUCAAGACGGCGCAUACAAAAGUCGCCACGUCUGGGGGGCACGCCAACACGCAGCCCCCCAGCAAGCGCUCGAGCAGCGGUGCCGACGGUGAUUACCAGCUGGUGCAACAUGAGGUUCUCUAUUCGCUCUCUGCUGAGUAUGAGGUCUUGGAGUUUUUGGGACGUGGCACGUUCGGCCAGGUGGUUAAAUGCUGGAAACGUGGCACGUCGGAGAUUGUGGCUAUUAAGAUCUUAAAGAAUCAUCCGUCAUAUGCACGCCAGGGACAAAUUGAAGUAUCGAUUCUAUCGCGUCUUAGUCAAGAAAAUGCCGACGAGUUUAACUUUGUGCGAGCUUUCGAGUGUUUCCAGCACAAGAAUCACACUUGUUUGGUGUUUGAAAUGCUCGAACAGAAUUUAUAUGAUUUCCUUAAGCAAAAUAAGUUUUCACCGCUACCUUUGAAGUAUAUACGGCCCAUUUUAGAGCAGGUUUUAACGGCGUUGCUAAAAUUAAAGCAACUUGGUUUAAUUCAUGCAGAUUUAAAGCCGGAAAAUAUAAUGUUGGUUGAUCCAGUAAGGCAACCUUAUAGGGUAAAGGUUAUUGAUUUUGGCAGUGCGUCGCACGUCAGCAAAACGGUAUGCAACACUUACUUGCAGUCCCGUUAUUACCGUGCACCUGAAAUUAUUUUAGGUUUGCCAUUUUGUGAGGCAAUCGAUAUGUGGUCGCUGGGUUGUGUGGUGGCCGAGUUGUUCCUGGGCUGGCCCUUAUAUCCGGGCUCAUCUGAAUUCGAUCAAAUAAGGUACAUAUCACAGACACAGGGUCUGCCCACAGAGCACAUGCUGAACAGCGCCUCGAAGACAUCAAAAUUUUUCUAUCGUGACGUCGAUUCGACCUAUCCAUUUUGGCGCUUAAAGACCACCGAAGAACACGAGGCAGAGACUAAUACAAAAAGCAAGGAGGCACGCAAAUAUAUAUUUAACUGCUUAGAUGAUAUUGGUCAGGUAAAUGUUCCAACCGAUUUGGAAGGCGGUCAAUUGUUGGCCGAGAAAACGGAUAGACGCGAGUUUAUUGAUCUGCUAAAGCGUAUGCUAACCAUUGAUCAAGAGCGUCGCCUUACCCCUGCUGAAGCAUUGAAUCACUCCUUUGUACGCCUCACGCACCUAGUUGACUAUGUCUAUUGUAAUAAUGUAAAAGCGUCCGUGCAAAUGAUGGAAGUAUGCCGUCGUGGUGAUUUCCAUACCGUACAGCCAGCUUCUACAUUGGUUACAAAUUUUGUACCCAGCACUACGGAGAAUAUGACGUUUACCAUCAACAAUCAGCUAACCAGUCAAGUGCAGCGUUUGGUGCGUGAACGACCGUUAGCCUAUGAGGGUCUUUAUCAAAUAUACGGCGGCCGUAAUGUCGGUCGUCAAUACACACAGGGCCGCGCCGAUGCGUUCCAACAUCAGUUAAAUAUUUUGUGUCCGUCAUCUUAUCAAACCAUGCCUAGUCCCACCAAGCACGUGGUUGUUGGAAGCGCCACAAUGCAGCCACCAUUGCAAGUUCCUCCACAGCAGUAUGUCAAUGUGCCUGUGCCAGUGUCGAUGGUGGAACCGGCUUCCGGACAACGCAUGUUGCUAACUAAUCGUGUACAAGCAAGCGGUGUGGCUUGGCCGCAGACCGGACGGCAAAUGGCUUUGGUGCCUUCGUGGCAGCAGGCUCCAGCGCAUUCGCUAAUUGUCGAUUCGGCACCAUUUUUGAAUGUUGAGGAGAUUUAUCCUAAACACCAUUUGAAUAUACCCAGAAAUGAUCUCAAAAAGGAGUCGCCAGUGCAACAUUUAGUCACUAAGAGCAACUCGUAUCGUGUGCCUCGCCACGAUAAAAAAGAAAAUAAUCAACUGUCACCUGUUAAGAAGCGAGUAAAAGAGAGUUCACCGCCACACCAGCAGCGCUACAACCGCGCCUCACAUGUUUCGCCGCAGUACCAUAGUCACCACAAUUGCAACUACGGCAGCAACUACAACAGCAAUGCCGGCCCAGUUAUUACUUCGGCAUCGUCUGACAUUGUUAGCCAAAAUAGCAACAAUGGUGGUGGACACCAUCAUCACAGCAGCAAUUCGGCUAAUCAACAGCAUGUCAUCAGCAGCAGCAGCAGCAGCAAUGGUGGUGGUGGUGGCGGCUAUAGCAACAGCAAUCAUCACAUUAUCAACAAUUGCAGCGGCAACAGCAGCGUUGGUGGCAAUUAUCACCAUCAAACACAUCACACACAACAGCAUCAACCGGCUCAACAAGCGGUGCAACAUUCGCACCAACAUCACGGCGCUAUUGUAAAGCAGCAGACAAUUACUAUUCACGACACGCCAUCUCCUUCGGCUGUCAUAACGAUUUCGGAUAGCGAGGAUGAGGGCAAUGAUCCACCCGCCCCAGCACCUGUUGCGCCGGUAAUGAAGCAACGCGCACAUGCGCAGUCGCAAACGAACCCUGCUUUAUUGCAGCACUCGUCAUCGUCCUCGUCGUGUCGUGCCAAUGGCCAUCAGCAUCAGGUGCAGUCGCAGCAGCAACAGCCGCAACAUGUACACCAUCAUCACCAUCAGACGCAUCAGCAGGUCCAGCCGCAACCGCAGCCACAGCCACAACCACAACAGCAGCAGCAAACUCAGCCGCAGCCGCAGCAUCAGCAUCAUACUGCUAACAUCUAUGGUGACAACGACACAGAUGAGGUGCGCCGUCGCGGCAGUCAUGCACACAGCGGUGGCAACAGUCCCAGGCAGCAACAGCACCAUCAACAUCAGCAACAACAACAGCAAUUGCAGUCAUCCUCAUCGCACCAUCAUCAUCAACAACAACAACAACAACAGCAGCAACAUCAGCACCAACAACAACCACAGCAUCAACAACAACAGCAACAGCAACAAUAUCAGCAGCCUGCUCAGCAGCAGCAACAACAACAGCCCAAUAUUAAAUACGAACCGGGGCAAUCGCAGAAAAAGCGCAUCUUGGCCAUGGCCCAGAAUGAGUGCUACAAUAAUGGCGGCAACGGAGUUGGUUGCAGCGGCAGUUUAGGCAAUCAAACCGCUAGUUUGCCGCAUUUGCCAACCAAGCAAGAGCCAGCCGAAUUCUACGAAUAUCCGCCACAGCAGGCCACAUCAGUUGUUGUCGACAACAAGCGUUCUUCAUGGGCAGCCGCAGCCACACAGGCUCCACCGGCCCACCACAAACGUGAGGUCACUUCGACGGCCUCCUCUGCCUCGGCCUAUGUGCAGCAUACGCCUUCAACGGCAGCAGCUGCUCCUCCGUUGGCCCAUUCGAAGAGCUCAUCGUCAGCAGUCGGCGGUGCAGUGGCAGUUGGUGCAGUUUCCGGCGCCGCUGCAGGCCCUCCCUCGUGGGGGGCACCACAAGUAUACCAUCGGCAGCAACAAACUCACACUGCUGUUCAGGUGGUUGCACCAUCGGCGCAACAGCAGCAACAACCGCAACAUCACCAGCAUCAAGCGAAUACACCAAUCGGUGGCUCACCAGCCGCAGCCACUGCAGUAAUGCUUCAGCCGGAUAUCUAUGCACAGGGUGAUAUGUAUCGACGCCCAACAGUCUUUGUGUCGCAGGCGACCCCUACGUAUGCAUACAAUCGUGCCGCAGUGGCGCCACCCCCUGCACAUAACAGCUCGAGCCGUCAGGUAAUACCUUCGCAUCCACUACCCGCCCAUAUACAUUUCCCCACACAGUACAGCCAAUUUGGUCCACUAAGUCCAGCACAAGUUGCCGCCAGCAAGCAUGCGCAUUAUGCACCGACGAACAUAUGGUACGGUGGAGAAUAAACUGGUUUAAAACACUCGAAUCGUUUCUAACUGAUUGUGUUGGCAGCAACGGCAGAUUCACGAACACCAAAUGCGAUACAAAGCACGACAAACACAAUUGUAACAAUAACAACAGUAAUAGUUUAGGCGACUUGCAGCAACAUUUGCAAACAAGCACCCAACUACAACAAAAACAACAAUAUUUUCAAUUACAAGUGUCCAGACGGAACGCGCUGAAUGCUGAAAGCGAACUGGCUGCAGAAGAAACCAACACAACAACAACAACAAUUGAGGAUAAUCAAAAUUUGUCUUUUACACGCUGGUGGUUUAUGCUGAUGCAACAAACCAUCAAUUACAAUUACAGCAACAUAUUGCAACGAACAAACGCUGCAACGGCAGCAGCAACAGCAACAUCUCUACCAGCAGCAUUUUUAGAUGAGCUACUUGGGAACGUAGCAAAUAUAUUUUCAAGUGAAUAAUUGCAACUAUAAAUAUUAAUGCGUCUACUACCACACAGGCAGCGGUAGCUAGCGCACACUACUAAUACCAAAUCAACGCAAUUGCAUAUGGUAGAAAGCGUAUAUAUGUGGAAUUAUAUGCCACUAACUGUAUAUAUAGUAUGUAGAUUUAGAAAGAUGAUAAUACAACAAAAACUUAUUCGACAUGUUGCCGAUGAAUUUACUAUUCACAUAAAUAUGGAAUACGCAGAGGAGUCUCUCAACUACAUGAUAUCUGUAUAAGUUACUUUAACUUAUUAACACACAUACACAUUCACACACUUAUAACCGCAAUAAACCUGGUAAUAGUUGUUUUAGAUGAGCAUAUGUAGAGAAACAGUUAUACAGCAUAGUUUUUUUUUUGUGUACACGGUAAGCAAAAUAUUCAAUAUUUCAUAGAGCGGAAACAAAUAACUCAUAGUUGAAGACACAUACGCAUGCACAUAAUGAUUUUUAAAUAAGAAAACUAUAACAUUUACAUCACUUUCACAUUUAUUAUUACUUUGAAAAAAAAAAAAAGAAAAGUGCGGCAACAUGCAUACAUAUAUAUACCUAAUACAAAUUAUUCUAAUUGUUCUUAACUGCAACUAUUAUUAUAUAAUAUGCAUUACACCUAUUGAUAUUUCGUUUAUUACGUAAGUUUACAACGGCAUAAUUUUGUAAGACGAAAACAACUAUAAGUGAUUAAUGUAACAAUGUACUUUAAAGCAAAAGCAAAAGAAAAAGCAUGGAAAAUGCGCAAAACUAAAAAUAUGUAUGUGUAAGGAAUACACAGUUUAAGAAACCUACCCCUGCAUAUAUUUAACCAUACUAACUAAAUUAGUUAUUAAAAGCAAAAGAAUUUGCUGCUUUAUCAUUAAGCGGCUAUGUAUUAGACUACAUACAACAGAUAUACCUUACAUGUAAAGGGUAUAAAGGAAAAACUUCUUGCUAAAAUAAUUCAAAAUAAUAGACGGGCAAAACAUUUUAGUAAAAAAUGCUUAAUAAUUCUGAAAUAUAAUUAUACAUUGAUAAUGAAGAAUUUUUCAAUAACUCAGCUAAAAUUUGGUUAAACUCACAUGUGUGCAGUACAGCUUUAUGCGCACGCGUGUAGAAAUAUUUACAAAAACGCGAAACGCUCGCGUAGUUUGUGGUUAAAUUAAUAAAAAUAAUUUUAACACUGAAUAAACUUGUAUAUUAUAUUUUCUAUUUCGGCCAAACAAAUUUCUAAAUUUGUUUUGUGGCAUUAUUUUUUAUUGUAAAUUAAUUUUUAUUUUUAAUUCAAGUUAUAACAAAACUUUCACGGUAUUUGCACUGAAUUUAUAAGCAUAUACAAUAAUAGUGUUAAUUGCAUAUGCACAUGUACAAGUAUAAUAAAUUUAUAAAUAAUUA
Messenger RNA from Bactrocera oleae (olive fruit fly), 8056 nucleotides. RefSeq names its product Homeodomain interacting protein kinase (gene Hipk). Gene Ontology annotation, molecular function: protein serine/threonine kinase activity; ATP binding; protein tyrosine kinase activity. Gene Ontology annotation, biological process: peptidyl-threonine phosphorylation; peptidyl-serine phosphorylation. The record is from RefSeq and is a predicted model, not a curated record. NCBI's taxonomy places the organism in Eukaryota, Metazoa, Arthropoda, Insecta, Diptera, Tephritidae. Gene Ontology annotation, cellular component: nucleus; cytoplasm.